Dendroctonus ponderosae (mountain pine beetle) is the source of this 5395-nucleotide messenger RNA. RefSeq lists its product as uncharacterized. Lineage: Eukaryota; Metazoa; Arthropoda; Insecta; Coleoptera; Curculionidae. The transcript has 23 exons. Bases 344 to 5185 code for a protein of 1613 amino acids. The record is from RefSeq and is a predicted model, not a curated record.
GACGUCGGUUAGUCACUGGUAAGACGUGCGCCGCGACGCGAGAUAUUUUGAUACAGCACGUUCAACAUGUAAAUUCCGAAACACUCCAGUUUAUAAAAACAAACUCGUAAAAAUAGCUCGGCGAACACUUUCAACAUUUUUAAUUGUAUUUAAAAAAAGCGUGCGUGAAUGUCUAGAAGCAAAGUUUCCCUAACAUCCAGAUGCCCGGAUAACUGCACAGCAUCCGAAUCUAAAUAGAGAAUCGCACUGUAAAUGUUGCUCAAAAAGUGCAAGCUUUCAGCACCCUGCUCAAAAAAUAGAAUAUGAAGCAAACCAGUGGAAAAUCAGCCUGAACCAAAGCAAGAUGAACGAUAGUCUUCACACCGCCAAUGACACGACCAAGAAACCUCCAAAAAAGCCAAAACCCCUCAAACUGCCGACGCCACCUCCUGAUCCAUGGAAUGAGCCUUCAACUUGCCCUAAAACGCCGGGCAAAGAGGACAAUGGGGAGGAAAAAUGCAAGGAAAAACGAUCCUUGAGUGGCGUGACUGAGAACGACCGGGAGAUGUUUGAGUACAUUGAGUCGCUGCAUAAAAGCGUGUAUUCCAGAUCGACUAGUACUUUUGCCCCUGCGAUUAUCACUGAAGAGGCUUUCGACCAUCUGGAGAAGCUCUAUAAGCUGAUGGAGCAGAUGCUGGAGCUGAGAGAGCAAAAUGUGAAGCUGCAUAGAAGAAUUCGAGACUUGGAGCAUCUGAACAACCUGGAGAAGCUGAGUGGAAAUCCAGAUGCAGUGGAAGAAGAAUAUCCGGACUUGGAAAAAGACACCGUUUUUGCUGAGACUCUUUUGGACUCCAUCCUACAAGAUCCUAAAAAUAAGGAUCUUCCAAAGUACAAGCAUUUGCGAACCUCGUUGCUGCGAAGGCCGCGAAGCGUUUCGGCCACUGAUCGGCCGUUCUUUGAGCAGGCACUUCCAGGGGAAAAGGACGAAAAAGACCGGGCGGAAAAUGCCGAAAAAAUGGACAAACAGUCUAAAGUCUCCAAGUGGACUAAAGUGAAAGCAGCGUUUAAAUGGGAAAAAGCCUCAAAUGUGGGCGACAGCAAGUCUCAAGACAGUGGCAUUCACGUGCCGCUUAACUAUGAAAUCGCGCGUUAUCUUCGAGUGCCGUCCACCGGUGACGAAAUGGGGCACAGCCCCGGAGAUUCUGGGGCUGGAAUCUCCACCCCUGGGACAAUCAGCUCGGCAUCCUCCAAUGACGACCUGCGACUUGGAAGGCAGCAUUGUGAAGACUUUAGAAGUUCUGAUGACGAGAAUCCACACCACUACAUUCCACAUUCAAAGGACUACCGUCAGAAGUCCCAAUCGCAAAAGUACCAUCGAACUCCUUGGGCCAAAAUGAAAGACAUCAUCAACACCAGAAGUAGCGUCAGGAAAAAACAUCGCCUAUCUGCUGCCAGUGACGAUAUUCAAAUCGAUGUUGAGUUCUGCAGCGACAAUGAGGACGUGUUUGAAGCCGAAGACUCUGGAAACAAAAGUAGCAUCAUCAGUCACCUUUUAACUGAUUUUUCAACCGUUUUUCCAGGUACAAACAUUUCGCUUUCGCCCUCUCCAAACGUCUACAGCACUUCAAGCGUCAGCCCUUGUGGCAGUGAAAUUCCUCAAGAAAUCGUUGAAAGAUAUCAGCGCGCUUUGGUUGAAGAUAGUACUUCCGAUUCUGAGUCAAGAUCAUCCAGAUGGACGCGGAUACGGAAAGCGUUUUUGACUCGCGAAUCUCCGCACAGUAGAUCGAUCAAGACCUCUCACUCAUCCUCACAGGGCAAGGACAAGCUGGAGGACAGCCCCACAGAGGAGGAGAUUAGGAGGAAUUACAAAAUCCUCCAAAAGAAGCUGAGCUUGGAGUUUCAGGAAAAAAUCGGCGAAUGGGAGCGACUGAAGCAGAAUUCGCCAAGCUCUCCUUCAGCUUGCGGCUUCAUGGACGACAAUCGCGACCCGUUUUACCUGAAAAAGCUCGAAGAGCUACAGAAAAUAAAAAGCCAUUCUCCCACCAGCAAGCACAGACGAGUUCGGAUGACCAGAGAGUACGAGCUUCCAGCCGACUUCAAAAAAAAGCUGCAAGAGUGGGAAAAAAUCAAGAAAACCAGCGGCGGCAGCAGAAAACGGCUGGGAGAAAUCACCAAAUGGAAAAGCCUCGGGGGACCCAGGCCCACUGAUCAUUCGCCGGCUUUUGAAUAUCCGGCCAUGUCGGACGAGUUUCGCAAAAAACUGGAAGAAUGGCGAGAAAUUAAAGCAUCAGGUCGGCCACUUUCCUAUGCGGAACACAAAAAAAUGAAGGACCGAACCCCCAGUCCCAAGCUAAGCAGGAAAAACUCCUCGACGAAGCAGAAGAAGACGAAAGACACCAGCAAAGAACUGCAUUGGUUUGAGAAGGAAAUCGGCAAAAUCGAGAAGGAAAAGCUGAGGCUGGAAAGGGAGAAGCAAAAGUUCAUUGACCGUGAAGAAAGGUUGUCUAAGUUGCGCAGAUCCAUGAUUGGGGCGCCAGCCAAGAAGGAAAUUCUCAUCCACACCCCAUCAGGAUUCCAUCGCUUUGAGGGCAUUUCCAGAAAAUUCACCCAGAAACUCUACGAAUGGGAGAAAUCCCAAGGAAUUGCUCCUGAGGCCUCCACGUUUGCCUUGCUAUCAGCCUCAAACUAUCCAGCUGAAGUGGGAGCAUCUGCACCUAAAACCAAGAGCCCUUCUGCUCAUCACUCAUCAGCACUUCCUCGCUCGAAAUCGGCCGAUAGCAUCGCAAUUUCCGCCCUAAACCUCACAUGUCCGCUCCUUUCUGGCCACCCAUCCUCCCUUUCCCUAAACGAUAUGGAGGAUCUGGAAAAGGAGUGCAUGAAAAACUCGAAAUCCUCUUCCAUGCAAUAUCUGAUCAGUGGCGAAGAUUACUAUCUAGAUGACGCGGACGAACCAGAAGCCGUCUUGGUGGAAGUUGAAGAUUAUGAGGAGGAAACCACCGAACCCUUACACAUCAGGUGUGUGGAUAAGCAUCAGCUGCCAGUCUAUCAGCGGCAGGAAUUCAAGUCUCUAUGCGAAAGCGAGACGAUCGUCGUUCCAAAGGUUCGGAGAUCCGAAUCAGCAAGAGCUCAAAUAAACUACGACCUGAUGGAGAACAUAGUGAAGUUGUUAACAGAGUUGCAAGUUACUGAGGAUGAAAUUCGGUGCCUUGCAGAGAACAAAAACAUUCUGGAGGAGCAAAACAAGAAAACGUUCAAGUUUUUAAACGAAUUGCAAAACCAGUCCGUUAAAAAGCUGAUCGACGGCUUGUCGAAGCUGAAAGAAGCCAAUCGAGCAUUUGCGAAAAAUUACAGAAGAGACGAGAACAGAACUCACGCCACUUUGGAGGAGACGUUUGAAAAUGUGCAGGAUAUUUCUGACGAAAUGCUGCAGAUGACUGACCAGAUUAACAAAAUCGUCCUCCAUCGUACUGAAGAAGAUUGCUAUUCAUUUCGUGGCACGACCUUCGAGCAAAUCAGGGAAAUUCGCGGGAAAAUAGCUGAGCUGCGGCGCCUCCUCAGCUACAUUUGUGCAGCGACCGAUCUCACCAUACCCUCGAAAAAGAAACUCAGCACCACCAAGUCUGAGACCAGUAAAACUUGGUCGAAUGACUCUAGGGAAAGCAGAGGAGGAACCAGUGAUGAAGUGUCGCGGAAAGGAAGCGAGAAAGAGCGUCGAUUCAUUAAGCUUGAAAGUGGAACAAAUCUGUCGGCCAGUCAAGGAGCUGUAAAAAAGCGCAUUCGUUAUCGACAGAAGAGCUUGAAAAAAUCCAUGAUGGACUCGGAUGACGAGGAAUCCGAGCCCCCAAAGAACGUCCGGCAGCACAAGAAACUUGCGCGAGCCAGAUCGGUGUCUGAAGGGGCUGCGCCCCCCAAGUUCGACCCCAAACUUCUCGCUCCUUCAGCAAAAGAAUGCAGCACUUCUGAGUCCAGAUUUGAUUCGUCUCCUACAGAUUCAGCCGUGACAUUAUUUGUUAAAACCACCAGGAAGCUGUUCACUCCCAUAGUGGAAACUUCCCUAGGAAAACCCUCUGCUGAACCAAAGAGUGCACCCAAGCCUCCAGGAUUGACAGAAGAUCCUGUUAAGGAGGGGGCAGUUUUGGCCAAUGCAAAAGUGGAGGCUCUGAUGACAUUGCCACCUCUUCCACCUUCACCAGUUCCACAGAGGAAAGUCUACAAAGAGGUGUCUCCCAGCAUCAAGCUGAUUAUGGCAAAGUACAAUCAAAGCCUGGAGCAGUCGGCAGGAGUUAAGUCUGGUGGAUCCAGCGGCUCGAACUCGCCCAUUGCGUGGAGAUCGCCCGUUUCUGAGAGGAGAGUGAGAGUUCGGACGGAGAAGUAUCAGGAGGAGUUGCAGAAACUGUCCCCUUCACUCAGUGAUCGCCAUCCAGUGCAGAAAUCCUCUAGCGCGAGCACCAUUUCAGCAUCAGCAAAGCAAGUGACGGUUCCCGAAAGGAAGACUUCUCUUGCUUUACCCUCUAACAGUUUUAAACCCGAUAAAUUUGAUCCUCCGAAGCCAAACUUGCUGCUGGAUAUUUCCCUGGCCAAUUCCAGGGGUGAGCAGAGCAGCUUUUCCCCCGAAAUCCGAAUGAGAAAGCUGCAAAAGGCCAAGGAGGAGUUUAUGAAAACCCCCAUAUCUGCACCCUCCUAUUUGAGUGAAGAUGUCCUACAGUUCCCCCAUAGAAAUAGGUUAAGUCAAAUUAGUGUGGAUAGCGAAUCCAGCAUGGAUCCUCAAAGCCUGCCAGGCUCGCUGAUAAAGUCUGCAUCUGCAGGAAUGAUCAAUAUUGAACCGGAGGUUUACAACAGGAUUAAGCCGGAGUAUCGAGCAGAGGGAUAUGUGUCGUUGCCACGGCAAGGCAAAAAUCCCAAACAAGGCAAAUCAGCAUUUUCCAGCAUCGCAUCGAAAUUCCGCAAGGUGAAGAUGAGAAGAGGGAAGGAUAAGGACAAGCAGGCAGUGGCCACCUUAUGCAGACAGAGCCUAGUUGUGGAUAUAAGUAAUGAUAAUGAAGACAACGGUGCAGGAGGGAAUGGGGAAGAUCGAGUCAACCACAAUGGGGACUUACAGAGGGAAAACACUCCAAGGCGGGACAGCCGGGACGAAAAUAGUGGCUCGGUUUCUUCGACAGUAUCGAAAAGCAAUUCCUGGAUCAAAAGGUCGCUGUUUAAAAGAUAAUUCAAUGGGCCCGUUUUUUGUGUUGGAUUAAUGAAUUUGGGCUGGGAAAAGUGAGUGUCCUUUCACUUGUUGAACUUAUUUUAGAUUUAACUUCAUGUUCACGUGUUACUAAUGCCAAUAUUCAUGUGCCGAAGUCUUUGUUCUCAAAAUUACUUUUAUUACUCGUGAUUGUUGUUUUAUAUGCAAUAUAUUGUAUGUUUUUAUUACAAA